CAUUCCAUCAAGUUUCAUGUCUCCAACCCUUACAAUCUUUGUUAUGGUGAUGAGCUUGUUAUGUGCACUAAAUAAUGGCAACCCAAACAUAGAAGUAGGAAUCGGAGUGAUUCUAGAUAUGGAUACCAGCCCUGGUAAGAUGAGCAAAACUUGCAUAUCAAUGGCCAUAAGCGAUUUCUAUAAAAAACACGACAACUACACCACGGUCAUCCGCCCAUACUAUCGCGAUUCGAAACACAACAACGUUCAAGCAGCAUCUGCAGCACUCGACCUCAUGAAAAACGUUCAAGUCACGGCAGUUAUUGGACCCAUGACAUCCUCACAAGCAGACUUUGUUAUAGAUCUUGGUAACAAAGAAAAGGUUCCAGUCAUUUCACCAGCAGCAAGCCCAUCACUCUCACCAAACAACAACGUUUACUUCAUCCGGUCUGCACACAAUUCGACAUUACAGCUAAAACCGAUUACAGAACUGAUCAAACACUUUAGUUGGAGUGAGGUUGUGUUUAUGUAUGAAGAUGGUGAGUAUGGGAGAGGUCUUGUUCCUUAUUUAUCUGAUGCCAUGAUGAACAUUGGUACCAAAGUCACAUACCAAACCGUUAUAUAUCCUUCGGCUUCAGAUGAUUGGAUACUCGCGGAGCUUUACAAGCUCAAGACGAUGCAGACUCGGGUGUUCGUGGUGCACGCGUUACCUGAUUUGGCUUCGCGGUUAUUCAAGAAAGUGAAUGAAGUUGGAAUGAUGGAUGAAGGGUAUGUUUGGUUUAUAACUGAAGGGCUCACUAGUCAAUUGCAUAAUUUGGAUCAUAAAGAGGACUUGAUGCAAGGUGUGAUAGGUGUUAAGUCGUUUAUCCGGAAUUCAGGUAAGUUAUUUGAUUUUAAGAAAAGAUGGAAACGGGAAUUCCGGAGUCUGUAUCCGGAUGAUGACGAGACACAACUUGACACGUCUGGAAUAAGGUUGUAUGAUACCGUUUUCGGUCUAGCGAUGGCACUAGAGAAGACCCAGAAAGAAAAAGGUGACUCAGCGAUGGAUUCUGAAGGUACUAGAGCCUUAAAAGGGGGAUCCAUGCUUCUUCAAUCAAUCCGAAACUUUAGAUUUGACGGGCUUAGCGGCGACUUCAACAUAUGUCACGGGCAAUUACAAUCGUCGGCUUAUGAAAUAGUGAACAUAAUCGGUACUGGGGAGAAAACAAUCGGGUUUUGGAGUCCUAAAAAUGGUAUCUUAAAGAUGUUGGACAAUGAAACAAAGGGUAUUAAGCCAGUUAUGUGGCCAGGUGACAGUCCUGUUAUCCCCAAAGGCUGGGAGAUCCCGGUCAGCAACAAGAAUAUGUUAAGAGUUGGGGUUCGAAUCGGGGGUUUUGAUCAGUUUAUCGAUGCAGACAUCGACCCAGAAACCCAUCAGGUUACCAUGACCGGCUUCUGUGUCGAUGUUUUUAAGGCGGUCGUUGAUGCGUUGCCAUAUGCUCUUAAAUUUGAAUUUGUACGUUUUGUUAGUUCUGAUGACAAGAGACCUGCAGGAACCUUUGAUGAUCUGGUUUUCAAUCUCUCUAUUGGGGGAUACGAUGCGGUUGUUGGAGACAUUACGAUACUUGCAUACCGUUCAGAUAGAGUGGCUUUCACAUUGCCAUACACGGAGGCCGGUGUUUCAUUGGUUGUUCCAAUCAAAGAUGAGAGAAAGAGUGCAUGGAUCUUCUUAAAACCCUUAGAGAAAGAGCUUUGGAUAACAACCGGUGCAUUUUUCAUAUACACCGGACUCGUGGUAUGGGUUAUUGAGCAUCGCGUAAAUAAAGAGUUCCGAGGCGCUCCUCAUAAACAAGUGGGAAUGCUCUUGUAUAAUUCCUUCUCCACACUUGUUUAUUCACACAGGGCGAGGUUGAUCAGCAACUUAUCAAGAUUUGUGAUGAUCGUGUGGGUGUUUGUGGUGUUGGUGCUGACCUCGAGCUACACCGCGAGCUUGACAUCAAUGUUAACGGUACAAAAGCUUCGGCCUAUGUACACUGACAUCAAUGAGAUCAAGAGAAAUGGAGAAUCAAUAGGAUACCAAGAUGGUUCUUUUGUCAGGGAUAUGUUAAUACGUAUGGGUUUUAAUGACACUCAGUUGAAAGGCUACAACACGUUUGAGUAG
This is a messenger RNA of Helianthus annuus (common sunflower), 2119 nucleotides long. Its product is annotated as glutamate receptor 2.7-like. The record is from RefSeq and is a predicted model, not a curated record. The coding region runs from base 17 to 2119 and encodes 700 amino acids. Lineage: Eukaryota; Viridiplantae; Streptophyta; Magnoliopsida; Asterales; Asteraceae. Gene Ontology annotation, molecular function: signaling receptor activity; ligand-gated monoatomic ion channel activity. Gene Ontology annotation, cellular component: plasma membrane. The transcript is spliced from 4 exons.